AUGGAUCUUAGCUCCGUAGCUAAUAAUGGAACGAUAUCAAAAAAAAUAUGGAAUUUCAAAGGACAAGUGGACUAUGUCGACGAUUGGUUUCUUAUGAAGACUCCAUUCCUUUUACUUGUCAUCACGUCCGUGUACUUGCUUUUCGUAUUAAAAGUGGGACCUGCUCUUAUGAAGAAUCGAACUCCGUUCAAAUUUACUAAUAUACUUAUAUUUUACAACACCUUGCAAGUAAUAUACUCCUUUUACUUGUUCUGUAUUGGUGCAAGUAUUAUUUUUCUUAAUGGAUUGUUGUGCAAAUCUUGCCUUAUGGAAACAAAAGAGAGCCGCUAUUUGAUCACUUCAAGCAUCUACUUGUACUUCGCUGCCAAAAUAUCAGAGUUAAUCGACACUGUUUUCUUCGUUCUGCGAAAGAAGAACAACCAGGUCACCUUCCUUCACGUAUACCAUCACUCUUUGAUGAUGUGGAGUACUUGGUUAACCCUGAAGUACGAGCCAACUUACAGCACAAUGUUUUUGGGCACGUUGAAUUCUUUCGUCCACGUAAUCAUGUAUACUUACUAUGGAUUAUCAGCUUUCCCCAACCUGGAAAAGUACCUGUGGUGGAAGAAGUAUAUCACGAGCAUGCAAUUGAUACAGUUCGUGCUAGUUUUAAUACAUGCGGUAGCCAAUCUACAUUAUUCCGGCUGCGCUCCAUCCAACACUCUGAUGAUAACAAUACUUAUCAACGGGUUCUUAUUUAUAUAUCUAUUUGGUAAAUUUUACAUCAACUCUUAUAUGAAAUCAAAAGAAAAAGUUGUGAAAUGUAAUAAUAAUAAUAACAAUGUUAAUGGGAAAAACUACGAAAAAUCUGUGAAAAUUAAUUAG
This is a messenger RNA of Pararge aegeria (speckled wood butterfly), 864 nucleotides long. RefSeq names its product elongation of very long chain fatty acids protein 4-like. Gene Ontology annotation, cellular component: endoplasmic reticulum membrane. NCBI's taxonomy places the organism in Eukaryota, Metazoa, Arthropoda, Insecta, Lepidoptera, Nymphalidae. The record is from RefSeq and is a predicted model, not a curated record. Gene Ontology annotation, molecular function: fatty acid elongase activity. Gene Ontology annotation, biological process: fatty acid elongation, monounsaturated fatty acid; fatty acid elongation, saturated fatty acid; fatty acid elongation, polyunsaturated fatty acid. The transcript is spliced from 5 exons. Bases 1 to 864 code for a protein of 287 amino acids.